ACUUUCGUCACGCAAACAGUGAUCAUUGGUCGUGUGCGACGAUCGUCGUGUUCGACGACUUAGUCGGUGCUGGUAACGACGCGAGUGGAGGUCAAACGACUGGUGUUGGUGCUGCUGAGGUGCUCAGACGCUGCCGUGAUGGAUUUCAGAAGCUGACAUUCAAACAGUGGAAAACCACUAGCAGUAAAACGGCCAGCAGCAGUUGCAGGAAAAGCGUCGGCAGCAGCAGCAAGGACAGCAACGACGACAGCAGCAAUAGAAGCAGGUGAUUCAAGCUGCGAGCAGGCAGUUGCAGCAACAGCAGCUACGAAAGCUGCAGCAGCUGGCAGCUGCCUUUGCAGCGGCAGCGGUGGCAGCAGCGGCCGCCUCCCCUCUGGGUGGGGUGGGACAUCCACCGCCUGACGUGUGGCAGAACCCUGAGAAGCCAGCAGCUGGUGCUGCGAUACCGGGCUCCGAUUUAAGCACACCACUGCGCCGCAUCGGUCUCACUCCGAGACCAGUGUGACAAUCAUGGCGCGUCUCUGUCUGCUGAUGCUGGCCUGUGUGGCCUCGGCCCUGGCUCUUCACCGGGUGCCUCUGAAGAAGCACGAGAAGCCGAGGAACCUGAUCAGGGCCACGAAUGCCGGCCUGAACAGGAAGUACAAGGCCCUGGGCAACGGCACUGAUGAGGAUCUCAAGAACUACAUGGAUGCCCAGUACUAUGGCCCGAUCGAUAUCGGUACCCCUGGUCAGACCUUCACGGUCAUCUUCGACACGGGCUCCUCCAACCUGUGGGUGCCCUCCAUCCACUGCAAGAUCCUCGACGUCGCCUGCCGCGUCCACAACAAGUACGACGCUUCCAAGUCGUCUACGUACAAGGAGGACGGCACAGAGUUCUCUAUUCAGUACGGAUCUGGAGCUCUCUCGGGCUACCAGUCUAUCGAUACCGUCACCGUAGCCGGCCUGGCCAUCAUCGACCAGACGUUUGCCGAAGCUACCUCGGAGCCCGGCCUUGCCUUCGUAGCCGGCAAGUUCGACGGCAUUCUCGGCCUGGGCUACGACACCAUUGCCGUCAACGGCGUGGUGCCGCCGUUCUACAACAUGGUCAGCCAGGGACUGGUCGAAGAGCCGGUGUUCGCGUUCUACCUGAACCGUGACCCUGAGGCGGAGCUGGGCGGUGAGCUGACCUUCGGAGGUACUGACCCCAACUACUACACCGGCGAGUUCUCCUAUGUGCCCGUCAGCCGUAAGGGCUACUGGCAGUUCAGUAUGGACGGAGUCAGCGUUCCCGGCGCCGAGAGUGAGAUCUGCAGCGGCGGCUGCGAGGCUAUCGCCGACUCUGGCACCUCUCUCAUCGCUCUGCCUUCUGAGGACGCGCGGACUAUCAACCGUGCCAUCGGUGCCAUCCACGUGCCCCUCACUGGAGAGUGGCUGGUGAUCUGCUCCGACAUCCCGACCAUGCCGGCCGUUACCUUCACCCUGGCCGGCAAGCAGUACGUCCUCGAGGCAGAGGACUACGUCAUCCAGAACACGCAGGACGGUCAGACCCAGUGCAUCUCUGGAUUCAUGGGCAUCGACAUCCCCGGCAACCCGCUCUGGAUCCUGGGUGACGUCUUCAUGGGCAAAUACUACACCGUCUUCGACCUCGGCAACGACCGCGUCGGAUUCGCCGACUCCGCCUGAGAUGAAUGUGGCGCAGCUGGUCACAAAUGUACCGUGCUGUGAAUUGAUGUCAUACAACAGUUGACGGCGAAGGAAGCGGAAGUGUUGGAAAGGAAUGUGCUGUGCAAUAUUGCACAGAAAUACAAUGUAAGAAGGAAAA
This is a messenger RNA of Amphibalanus amphitrite, 1801 nucleotides long. Its product is annotated as lysosomal aspartic protease-like. Lineage: Eukaryota; Metazoa; Arthropoda; Thecostraca; Balanomorpha; Balanidae. Gene Ontology annotation, molecular function: aspartic-type endopeptidase activity. The record is from RefSeq and is a predicted model, not a curated record. Gene Ontology annotation, biological process: proteolysis. Bases 511 to 1662 code for a protein of 383 amino acids. The transcript has 10 exons.